Thlaspi arvense is the source of this 1734-nucleotide messenger RNA. NCBI's taxonomy places the organism in Eukaryota, Viridiplantae, Streptophyta, Magnoliopsida, Brassicales, Brassicaceae. The record is from the annotation of a GenBank genome assembly.
AUGAGUGGCGGCUUCUUCAUCGUCUUCUUAACAUGUCUGGCUUUCUUCCCGGAUACUCUGCUUGCCGGUGUAGCGUCCAUUGGGAGCAUCCCUCCAGGGUUUGGAGGAUCUCAGAUGAAUUACAUCAACAACAACGGUCUCUUCCUCGAAUCCAAAAACUCAGCCUUUGGUUUCGGUUUCGUCACCACACCAGCUUCCGUUACUCUGUUCACACUCAGCAUCGUCCACAAAAGCAGCUUGAAACUCAUCUGGUCGGCGAACAGAGCUUCCCCUGUUUCGAAUUCCGAUAAGUUCCAGUUCGAAGACAACGGAAAUGUGGUGCUGCGCAGAGAAGAAGGAGGAUCCGCCGAGGUUUGGAGAUUGGAUAAUUCGGGCAAAAAUGCUUCAAGAAUCGAGCUCCGUGACUCGGGGAAUCUCGUUGUUGUUUCCGGUGACGGAACUUCGAUCUGGGAGAGUUUUGAUCAUCCCACGGAUACUCUGAUCACGAAUCAGACCUUUAGAGAAGGCAUGAAGCUCACUAGCAAUCCUUCUUCGAGCAACAUGACUUAUGCUCUUGAGAUCAGAUCAGGAGAUAUGUUUUUAUCUGUCAACAGCUCCACUCCUCAAGUGUAUUGGUCCAUGGGAAACGACAAAGAUAGGAUCAUUAACAAAUAUGGCCUAGUGACUUCAUCGUCUCUCGUCGGGAAUUCGUGGCGGUUCUUUGAUCAGAAACAGGCUUUCUUAUGGCAGUAUAUAUUUUCAGAGAAUAAAGAUGAUAACGCGACUUGGAUCGCGGUUUUGGGAAGCAACGGUGUGAUCUCCUUUUCAAAUCUUGGGAGUGGUUCGUCUGCGGCUGAUUCUUCGACUAAAAUCCCGACCGAUCAGUGUUCGACACCCGAGCCUUGCGGGCCUUACUACGUCUGCUCGGGCAGUAAAGUCUGCGGAUGUGUGCCCGGCUUGUCACGUGCUCGGUCUGAUUGCAAAUCCGGGAUCGCUUCUCCUUGUAAGAAAACCGGAAAUAACGCAACAUCGUCUGUACAACUUGUGAAUGCUGGAGACGGGGUCGACUAUUUCGCUCUCGGUUUUGCUCCAACUCCCUUCUCCAAGAGAACCAGUCUUGGUAGCUGUAAAGAGUUCUGCAACAACAACUGCUCCUGUCUCGGUCUUUUCUUCCAGAACAGUUCUGGUAACUGCUUCUUGUUUGAUUGGAUCGGAAGCUUUAAAAACUCUGGAGAUGGAGGCUCUGGUUUCGUGUCUUACAUCAAGGUGGCCACUAAUGGUGCGGGAGGUGGAGAUGACGGGGAAGAUGGCGGGAAACAUUUUCCGUAUGUAGUGAUUAUUGUCGUGGUGACGGUUUUCAUCAUCGGUGUUUUGAUCUUUGUGGCGUUUCGGAUUCAUAGGAGGAAGAAAACGAUUUUGGAUGCGUAUGAAGAUCAUAGAAAGCUUUUGGAGAUUGUUGAUGGGAAGAUGAAGAAUGUUGAUGUGACUGACGAGAGAGUUCAGAGGGCUAUGAAAACUGCGCUUUGGUGUAUACAAGAAGAUAUGCAUCUGAGACCGUCGAUGAGCAAAGUUGUUCAAAUGCUUGAAGGAGUUUUCCCGGUGGUUCAGCCUCCGUCUUGUUCCACUUUGGGCUCAAGGCUUUACUCGAGUUUCUUUAAGUCGAUUAGCGAGGAAGGCGGUGGUACGUCAUCUGGACCAUCGGAUUGUAACAGUGAGAAUUAUCUCUCCGCCGUGAGACUCUCCGGUCCUAGAUAG